AGAAAAUCAAAGUGAUCCAGAUGAAAUCUUUUACAGAUCACCAAAUCCAGAUUCCAGCCGCUCAGAAGUGAUCAGAUAAGACUGCAGGAGGAGACGAUGGAUUACAGACUCGACCGCGUCAUCCAGACUCAUCUUCUCAGGCGGCACAGGUCCUUGCGGUACAAAGGCCCGGGGCCACAUGUGGCUCCUCGAGGCACACCCUCAGUCAGGAAUCCAGGUGCUCCUUCACACGCUGAUCAAAUGCUGUUAAACAGGCUAAAAGGUUUCUACUGGCACAGGUUUAAGUCAUUGUCAAACCCCUAACGAGUUUUUAAUUGUGUGCCGUUUGAUUUUCUUCUCGACUGCGUUUAUUUUUACAGCGGAACCAAAAUCUAAAAAUCAGUUUAAACCAAACCAACUCUUCAUUUUUCUGUAGAUUAAUAAACCUGAAAAAUUAGAGCGACACAAUUAAAAAGCAGUACAAGCAACUGUAUUUAAAUGCAUCAUGAUUAAAAUGCACCAGAGACUGUACCUAUCAUGAAUAAGUGAUAGGUACAAAUAUACACACGUGGACAAAAUUGUUGGUACCCCUCAGUUAAAGAAGGAAAAACCCACAAUUCUCACUGAAAUCACUUGAAACCUACAAAAGUAACAAUAAAUAAAAAUUUAUUGAAAAUUAAAUAAUCAAAAUCAGCCAUUACGUUUGAAAUGUUGAUUAACAUAAUUAUUUAAAAAAAACAAACUAAUGAAAUAGGGCUGGACAAAAAUGAUGGUACCUCUAUAAAAGAUUGAAAACUAUUUGACCAGAGUGACAUGAUUAACUCAGGUGUGUCCUUUAAUUGACAUCACAGGUGUUUCCAAACUCAUAAUCAGUCAGUCUGCCUAUUUAAAGGGAGACAAGUAGUCACUCUGCUGUUUGGUGAAAAGGUGUGUACCACACUGAACAUGGACAACAGAAAGCGAAGGAGAGAAUUGUCCCAGGACAUCCGAAAAAAAAUUAUAGACAAACAUCUUAAAGGUGCAGGCUAUAAGACCAUCUCUAAACAGCUUGAAGUUCCUGUGACAACAGUGGCUCAUAUUAUUCAGAAGUUCAAGACCCACGGGACAGUAGCCAACCUCCCUGGACGUGGCCGCAAGAGGAAAAUUGAUGACAGAUUGAAGAGACAGAUCGUUCGAAUUGUAUCCAAAGAGCCCAGGACAACCUCCAAAGAAAUUAAAGGUGAACUCCAAGGCCAAGGUACAUCAGUGUCAGAUCGCACCAUUUGUCGUUGUUUGAGCCAAAGUGGACUUCAUGGGAGACGACCAAGGAGGACACCACUGCUGAAAAAAAAUCAUAAAAAAGCGAGACUGGAAUUUGCAAAAAUGCAUGUUGACAAGCCACAAAGCUUCUGGGAGAAUGUCCUUUGGACAGAUGAGACCAAACUGGAGCUUUUUGGUAAGGCACAUCAACUCUAUGUUCAUAGACUCAAAAACCAAGCAUACGAAGAAAAGAACACUGUCCCUACGGUGAAACAUGGAGGAGGCUCAGCAAUGUUUUGGGGCUGCUUUGCUGCAUCUUAGUGUCAGAAAGCUUGGUCUCAGUCGCAGGUCAUGGGUCUUCCAACAGGACAACGAUCCAAAACACACAGCCAAAAACACCCAAGAAUGGCUGAGAGAGAAGCGUUGGACUAUUCUAAAGUGGCCUUCCAUGAGCCCAGAUCUGAAUCCCAUUGAACAUCUGUGGAAGGAGCUGAAACAUGCCAUUUGGAGAAGACACCCAUCAAACCUGAGACAACUGGAGCAGUUUGCUCAUGAGGAGUGGGCCAAAAUACCUGUUGACAGCUGCAGAACGCUCAUUGACAAAUACAGAAAUCGUUUAAUUGCAGUGAUUGCCUCAAAAGGUUGUGCAACAAAAUAUUAAGUUAUGGGUACCAUCAUUUUUGUCCAGCCCUAUUUCAUUAGUUUGUUUUUUUAAAAUAAUUAUGUUAAUCAACAAUUCAAAAGUAAUGGCUGAUUUUGAUUAUUUAAUUUUCAAUAAAUUUUUAUUUAUUGUUACUUUUGUAGGUUUCAAGUGAUUUCAGUGAGAAUUGUGGGUUUUUCCUUCUUUAACUGAGGGGUACCAACAAUUUUGUCCACGUGUGUACAUCAGUGGUACCCAAAUACAUCACAAGCAGAGUACAAAGAAAAAAACAAAUGUAUCACACCUGUAAUUAAAAUGCACCUGUUAGAAAGAAGCUAAUGCACCCCAAAUUAAUCUGAGCGGACAAUAAAUGCACUUCACUGUGAUGAACAAGCUAACAGUCAUAUUCGAUAACAGCCUCAGAAGAAAGACGAGAAUGUACCAUGAACCCAUAAAAACCAUGAACACGUUAUCUACGAUGAAGAAACAAACUGCUGUUAAAAUGCAUCGGACUAAAUACAGGUGUAAGUAAAAACAGCACUGUUAAAAUACGCCCUCAUCUGUAACAAGGUAAAGGAAACGCACCACAAACUAAAAAUAAACAAAUGCUUUAAACUGCACCACACCUAACAUAUGAGUCAAUCAUCUGUGGUGUUUGUGUUGGCUGUUCCUUUUACCUGAAACGAACUUCAGAGAAGUCAGACUCUCAGAGACUCUGUCAACUGUCUGCAGAUGUUUCCUCUAAAUCACCGCGGGACUCAACGGUCAAUGGUGUGGGCGUGUCAUGUUUGGAUUGGGAUCAUUUACCUGAUGUUUCUCCUGAUAAUGAUUGGCUGUGAAUUUGUCUUAGAUAUAACCGGUAACUGUCUGGGCCAGGACACACUUGGAAAAGAGGCUUUAAAACGCAGCGUUGUUUUUUCCUGGUGCAAUAAGAAAUGUAUACAUCACUGUUAAAACGCACCAACCCAAAUAUUUAAAGUAAUCGCAACAGUGUUAAAAUGCACCCUAUUUACAACAUGCUUAGGUAAAGAAAUAAAAUAUACGACUUUAAAACAUGCGUUAGCAAUAAUGUCACUGUUGAAACGCACCAUUUACGCUGAUGCACCAUUUAUGUUAAAAUGCACCAACCAAAAUACACAGAUUUGUAAUCAGAACAGUGUUUAAAUGCGCCAGUGAUGAAAUAAACAGCCAACACGCCUCAAAGUAAAAUACAAGUUUUUGUUAAAAUGCACCAGUUAAUACAUGGCUGUUUAAUGCACUGAACUAAAAACAUGAUUUGAGCAAAUACAUCACUGUUGAAAUGCACCAACCUUAAUGUAAAAGGUAAUCGCAACAGUAUUAAAAUGCACCCUAUUUACAACAUGCUUGAGCAAACCAAAUGAAAGACAUCGACUUAAUUACAUGUGGAAGCAAAAAUGUCACAAAAAUUAAACGCACCAUUUACGCUGAUGCACCAUUACUGGUAAAAUUCGCCAAGUACACAAACUAGUAAUCAGAACAGUGUUGAAAUGCACUAAACUAGAUACAUGACGAAAUAAACGGCUAACAUGACUCAAACGUAAUUCAUGUGUUGGUAAAUAUGUCUUUGUUAAAAUGCACCAGUUAAUGCAUUGCUGUUAAAUGCACCAAACUAAAAACAUAAUUUGAGGAAAUACAUCACUUUUAAAAUGCACCAACUUUACUGCAUGAGUAUAGUUCUGAUAAAAGUUGACAAAGAAGUUAACAAAUGCACCAAAGAACUUAAAAACGCACCCUACGUAUUAUUACACGCUUGAGUCAAAGCGUAAAAAUGCAAGAAUACAUGAUUAAUAACUGUAACUGCGUUCAAAGUGAAUCGUUAACUCAAUAAAUCAAGAAAACAAAUCAAAUGCAACGCGCUAAUGCUGCAUAAGUAAACGCAUCACUGCUAAAAUGCACCACAAAAAAAAGUUAUGAUACUUUAUUCCAACAGUUUUAAAGGCAUCAAAGUUAAUAAGUCAGUAAAAUACGGUAAAUGUGCACCGUGAUGAAAACAUACAGAAGUACACGAAGUCAAAGGGUGCAGCAUGCACCAAAAAAUGCACUGAGGUAUGUCGUCACAGCUAAAAUGCACCAGACUUAAAUGAGUGAAGUCAUCUCUGUUUAAAAGAGCUGGAGUAAAUAGACGUCUGAGAUAACACGUCAGAGCGUUUCAGAGAAGGAGAGUGUCGGUAAAUGACAGGAACAGAGGUCAGAGGUCAGGACAGUAUUACUCACCUGAGUCCACACAGCAGGAUUUUACUGUCAGAUAUUUGCUGUUGGGUUUUAUGAGGAUAGUUCAGGUGUGAUGAUUCUGGAACACACCUGCUUCAUUAUCAAACAGGAUGAGAGGAUGAAAAUUACAGGUCAGCCUCAGCCAAUCAGCUGAUGAUACACCUGCAGAUGAACAUGUUUUACUGUCUUAACUCCUGCUGACCUCCCUGUGUGUGUGUGUAGGUGUGUGUGAGCAAACAGUGUGUCCAUGAAGACAAAAGGGGACCUGUCACCUGUUGAGUAAUCCUUCAUGGUCUUUUUAAUUCAUCAGACAGACGGACUCUGAUCCUGGGAGCAGCUGAUUGGUCACCAUCAGGCUGAAGAAGGAGGAGGAACAGGAAGAACCUGUUUUUUCCCUGGAUGGUUCAGGUACCUGAACGCCUCCUGAGAGUCACAGUCAGCGGGACGGCUGUCAGGGACGGGAUCACUGCCAGAGUGGGUGAGUACAGCUCUCUAUUUUAAUAUUUCAUGUUGAUAUUUUCAGUGAUUUUUCUUCGAUAGAGAGGAGAUGAUUCUGGUUGUCGGGAGUCGAUGAUCGAGAAAACUUUGAUAAACUUUAACAGCCUCUUAUAAAUACACAGAGCUGCAGAAAACACAACUGGAACAUCUCCACCAACUUCUCUUCAUAGUCAUUAAAAAAAUUAAACAGUUUAAUUAAUUAAACAGAAAAUCAGCAGAUUCAAAUCAGGACAGAGAGAAAAUCUGCAGGCAGGAAAAACAACAAAAACCACCGAAAGUGAAAUAGACAAGAUAUGAAUGUGAGAAAACUGGCAUUACUGCUGAGUGUGUGUGUGUGUGUGUGUGUGCGUGCGUGUGUGUGUGUGUGUGUGUGUGUGUGUGUGUGUGUUUGUGUGUGUCCUUAAUUGCUUUGUGUUUUUCUUUCACAGGUUGAACAAACAUGUUAAACAGACGAUAUUUUUUCAGUCCAAGUAAGUUCAUGUGUGUGUGAGUGUGUGUGUGUGUGUGUGUGUGUGUGUGAGUGUUGGUAAGGAGAGAAGGAGAGAGGAGACAGAAGAGAAAGAGAGAAAGGGGGGAGGAGACAGGAGAGAAGGAGAGAGGAGAGAAGGAGACAGGAGACAGGAGACAGGAGAUAAGGAGACAGGAGAGAAGGAGAGAAGGGGGGGAGGAGACAGGAGAGAGGGAGAGAGGAGAGAAGGAGAGAGGAGGGAAGGAGAGAAGAGAGAGGAGAAAAGGAGAGAGGAGAGAAGAGAGAGGAGAAAAGGAGAGAGGAGACAGGAGAGAAGGAGAGAGGAGAGAAGGAAAGAGGAGAGAAGGAGAGAGGAGACAGAAGAGAAGGAGAGAAGGGGGGGGAGGAGACAGGAGAGAAGGAGAGAGGAGAGAAGGAAAGAGGAGAGAAGGAGACAGGAGAUAAGGAGACAGGAGAGAAGAGAGAGGAGAAAAGGAGAGGGUAGACAGGAGAGAAGGAGACAGGAGAGAGGAGAUAAGGAGAUAGAAGAGAGAGGAGAGAAGGAGACAGAAGAGGAGGAGACAGGAGAGAAGGAGAAAAGGAGAGAAGGGCGCAGGAGAGAGGAGAUAAGGAGACAGGAGAGAAGGAGAGAAGGGGGGGAGGAGACAGGAGAGAGGGAGAGAGGAGAGAAGGAGAGAGGAGGGAAGGAGAGAAGAGAGAGGAGAAAAGGAGAGAGGAGAGAAGAGAGAGGAGAAAAGGAGAGAGGAGACAGGAGAGAAGGAGAGAGGAGAGAAGGAAAGAGGAGAGAAGGAGAGAGGAGACAGAAGAGAAGGAGAGAAGGGGGGGGAGGAGACAGGAGAGAAGGAGAGAGGAGAGAAGGAAAGAGGAGAGAAGGAGACAGGAGAUAAGGAGACAGGAGAGAAGAGAGAGGAGAAAAGGAGAGGGGAGACAGGAGAGAAGGAGACAGGAGAGAGGAGAUAAGGAGAUAGAAGAGAGAGGAGAGAAGGAGACAGAAGAGGAGGAGACAGGAGAGAAGGAGAAAAGGAGAGAAGGGUGCAGGAGAGAGGAGAUAAGGAGACAGGAGAGAAGGAGAUAGAAGAGAGAGGAGAGAAGGAGAAAAGGAGAGAAGGAAACAGGAGACAGUAAGGAAGGAGAGAAUGAGAGUAGGAGAGAAGGGGAGAAGGAGAGAAAGGAUAGAAGAGAGGGAGAGAGGAGAUAAGGAGACAGGAGAGAAGGAGAUAGAAGAGAGAGGAGAGAAGGAGAAAAGGAGAGAAGGAAACAGGAGACAGUAAGGAAGGAGAGAAUGAGAGUAGGAGAGAAGGGGAGAAGGAGAGAAAGGAUAGAAGAGAGGGAGAGAGGAGAUAAGGAGACAGGAGAGAAGGAGAUAGAAGAGAGAGGAGAGAAGGAGACAGGAGAGAAGGGGGAAAGAGAGAAGGAGGUUUAAGUCCCUUUAUUUCCCAUGAUUCUUCAGUGUCAGGGUCGGAGAUUAGAUAUAAAUAUAUAAUUAUUGAUGAGGUCAUCUCUGUUGUACACACACACACACACACACACACACACACACACACACACACACACACACGCUUUGUGCUUUAAUCUGGAGUGUGUGUGAAUCCACUUCUCUUCUUGUGUCUCCUUGUGUGUCUCCUUGUCUCUCCUUGUCUCUCAUUGUCUCUCAUUGUGUCUCUCCUUGUCUCUCAUUGUGUGUCUCCUUGUCUCUCCUUGUCUCUCAUUGUGUGUCUCCUUGUGUCUCUUGCAGGGUUUCUCCUGUCUCUGCUGGUCUUGGUCCCUGCAGGAUUGGGUCUUGCACACCUCCUGCUGAAGCUGGCUGUCUCAUCUGGAGGUACAGAAACAGCUGAAGGGUUUUUAAACACCUGAUCUAAAAAUCGGAUUAGCUCGUCGUUCCGACUCGUUAAAAUUCCUCCUCUGAGCUGAAGUUGGACUCAGUUCACCUCUCUGAAUAUCGUUUCCAGAUCGCUCACACGUGUCUCUGUUUCUUUCUGGAACAUUCAGUCCAAACUGAGAGCGAAAACACGAGAAAUGAUAAUGGAGGAGAGUUCAGUAGAAAUGUGUCACGGCAGCUAACCCCCAAUUUUCACUGUUCGCCAAUUUCCACCAGACCCAUUUGUGAGGCGAACGGUGGAAAUUGACACAUUAACUUGGAUGGUCACGAUCUUUUCGUAGACGUUCAGGAUGAAGGUGGAAAUUGGGGGUAAACCUUGAGAUGUUGUUUGAAACUGAGGAUUCAGCAUCUAUGAUUUCCAGUUCUUCGUGUUCGAUUUUGAUUUUGAUCCUCAGAGGAACAGAAAGAAGUCGGUGUAAAUUGGUUGGUGCUCCUUUAGUCUGAAACCAUGUCUUGACCUUCUGCAGAUGUAGGUCCACAUAUAAGACCUGGAACUUUAGUCUCACAGUGACUCAGAACCUCUUUUUGUAUUUCAGGUUCCUUAUACGAGGACUCUGGCACGCCCAAAGGGUUCAUUAAGAACCCCGCCAAACGCCAAGGUCAGUGUCCAACUCACCCUGAAAACGAUGAACGAGUGAUCAAAAGGAGGUGUGGCUCAUUCAUGAUGUGUUUCCUCUCCAGCUGAGUCAUGUCCACAGAAGACGUGUCCUGAUGAUUACUUCAGUUUUUACAUGCAGACUGGAGCCGCUAACGUCGUGCCUCCGAAGAUCUGCGUCCAGAACCAUCUGUAGGUGUCUCCUCUAAACGAAACUCUGUCCCAGGAGAUCGGGUUUCAUUUUGGAUGAGUGUGUAUGUGGUUUCUGAUACCUCUGCAGCCUUCCCCCAUGUGGGCACUAAAGGAACUGCAGAUAUGCAGGGCUUGACACAAACUUUGUUCACAUGUUCUCCUAAGUUGAAAAAGUAACACAAAGAACUUUAGGGAUCAAUGAAAACUGAUCAAUAAUGUUUGUCUUAUUGAUCGACCUUAGUGCUAUUAUUAGAAAUCAAUUUUAGUUCUUUUGGUCACAUGACAGUGAAGCUAUUGAAGGAAAACAGCCUUUUCUGAGAACAUCAACCGGUAACUUAUUGACGGUCCCUUAUUCAACACCGACGUUGACAGUGAGGGUGUCGAGUAGAUUUAACCGCGCUGCUGUUGUUAUUCCCGGUUAUGGAGAGUGAGAAGACACCGGUAGAUCCUCAGAGAAUGUCCGUCAGAUAUCCAACCUGAAACUAACUUCACCGCCGUAUUUACAGGAAAAUAUAUCCAACCUGAAACUAACUUCACCGCUGUAUUUACAGGAAAAUAUAUCCAACCUGAAACUAACUUCACCGCCGUAUUUACAGGAAAAUAUAUCCAACCUAAAACUAACUUCACCGCCGUAUUUACAGGAAAAUAUGUCCAACCUGAAACUAACUUCACCGCCGUAUUUACAGGAAAAUAUAUCCAACCUAAAACUAACUUCACCGCCGUAUUUAGAGGAAAAUAUAUCCAACCUGAAACUAACUUCACCGCCGUAUUUACAGGGAAAUAUAUCCAACCUGAAACUAACUUCACCGCCGUAUUUACAGGAAAAUAUAUCCAACCUGAAACUAACUUCACCGCCGUAUUUACAGGGAAAUAUAUCCAACCUGAAACUAACUUCACCGCCGUAUUUACAGGAAAAUAUAUCCAACCUAAAACUAACUUCACCGCCGUAUUUACAGGAAAAUAUAUCCAACCUGAAACUAACUUCACCGCCGUAUUUACAGGAAAAUAUAUCCAACCUGAAACUAACUUCACCGCCGUAUUUACAGGAAAAUAUAUCCAACCUGAAACUAACUUCACCGCCGUAUUUACAGGAAAAUAUAUCCAACCUGAAACUAACUUCACCGCCGUAUUUACAGGAAAAUAUAUCCAACCUAAAACUAACUUCACCGCCGUAUUUACAGGAAAAUAUAUCCAACCUGAAACUAACUUCACCGCCGUAUUUACAGGAAAAUAUAUCCAACCUGAAACUAACUUCACCGCCGUAUUUACAGGAAAAAUAUAUCCAACCUGAAACUAACUUCACCGCCGUAUUUACAGGAAAAUAUAUCCAACCUAAAACUAACUUCACCGCCAUAUUUACAGGAAAAUAUAUCCAACCUGAAACUAACUUCACCGCCGUAUUUACAGGAAAAUAUAUCCAACCUGAAACUAACUUCACCGCAUUUACAGGAAAAUAUAUCCAACCUGAAACUAACUUCACCGCCGUAUUUACAGGAAAAUAUAUCCAACCUGAAACUAACUUCACCGCCGUAUUUACAGGAAAAUAUAUCCAACCUAAAACUAACUUCACCGCCGUAUUUACAGGAGAAUAUAUCCAACCUGAAACUAACUUCACCGCCGUAUUUACAGGAAAAUAUAUCCAACCUGAAACUAACUUCACCGCCGUAUUUACAGGAGAAUAUAUCCAACCUAAAACUAACUUCACCGCCAUAUUGACAAGAAAAUAUAUCCAACCUGAAACUAACUUCACCGCCGUAUUUACAGGAAAAUAUAUCCAACCUGAAACUAACUUCACCGCAUUUACAGGAAAAUAUAUCCAACCUGAAACUAACUUCACCGCCGUAUUUACAGGAAAAUAUAUCCAACCUAAAACUAACUUCACCGCCGUAUUUACGGGAAAAUAUAUCCAACCUGAAACUAACUUCACCGCCGUAUUUACAGGAAAAAAACAUUUGAUGAUUUUUUGUAUGCGCACAUGUGACCCUAAAUACAUUUUACGAUUCGCACACGUCUUUUUUUAGUCGUAAAUGAGAGUGAAACGGUCUCACUGUCGAGACCUGUUUUUCUGGCACUUUGUGGAAACACACUGAAAACCACCCAAACAGCAUUCCCCUGCUGUUCCAGGUGUGGUGGGUCUGUCCUGUCACCACCCUCAAAUUUGCAUCGUUCCGAUCUCAAUGUUUGUUUCCUCAUUCUCCACAUUUCUGCAGCACGCCCGCUCUCCCUGCAGCGCUCUUCUCUUCUCCUGGUGUUUCUCAUCUGCUGCUCUUGUUGUGUUAAAGUCUGUUUCGACUUUGUGGGUCUGCAGGUCUUUUCUAAGUUUGCAGCAGAGAGUGGUCUAGACCUCACUGCUCUCUGUUUACAUGCAUACUAUGUCACUAUACAUGCUUGUAUAUUAUCUCUUUAUUUUUACUUAUUUUAUCUAUUGUUUAUCUCCUCCUUCUACUCUAUCUGCACAGGGGUACUGUGACAAAAAGCAAUUUCCCCGGGGGGAUUAUUAAAGUAUUUCUGAUUCUGAUGCUCCUCAUGUAGAGCGUCCCCAGAUACACUCCUGAUCAAAAUCUUAAUUUUUGAACUGGUCUUAAGACUUCGAUCAGGAGUGUAUUUCGGUUUGGACUGAGCAGAAAGCAAGAUUCAGGACCUGUAGAAGUCCCAAACCUGCUGGACCUGACUCAGGGCAUCAUUGCAAAGAUUUAGACGUCUUAGUUGAGCCCCUCUUCUUGAUCCUGUCCCGUCGUUCCCCUCCCUCCCUGGUCCUCAGCUCCCUUUGGGUUUAUUGGUCCAGCUGAUCUUAAACUUGUCCACACUGUCUCCAGGGUCCUGGGUUUCAAACUGCUGAACGCUGGAGUGGGGAUCAACAUUAUAGUCCUGAACGGUGAGAGUGAAACUGAUCAAACAUCUCAUUGGCUCACCUGUGCUUCGUUUAUUGACCCUCUGUCUUCUUCUUAACAGGUGUGACCGGAGAGGUGUCUCAGACGGGUCAAUUCAACAUGUACAACGGUGGUACGUACCGCAGCUGCUGAUGGUCUCUCUGUCAUGUGGUCCUGUGUGGAUCAGAAACCAAGAACAAUGUCCGAUUCUUGUCUUGCAGCUGUGAAACCUCUCAUCGAGUUUCUGGAGAACAUUAAAAACGGUUCGAUUGUGCUGAUGGCGUCCUACGAUGACCCCGCCACCCAGUAAACACCUCCUCUGUCUCCUUUUCCUCAGGCUGUCCGUCAGACUGUUGGACUCAUUUUGACUAAAACCCUGAACAUGUAUAAUAAUAAUAACAGGAGACGGGGACUAACUAAUAUCUAUUGACUGAUAUUAAAAGAGUUUUUGUUUGUACACCAUAAAAAAUCUGAUUCCUGCCUACCUCACCUUUAACUCUUCUCAACCCUCUUGAUCUUCUCUGGAUCCAUAAAUUCAAGUGUUUUUUUUAACUCAGUAACUUUCUUUGUGAUAACAUGUUUAUUCAGAUCAAAUCCAGAGUCCACCUCUCUGCCUUUGCGUCAUCUUCACUUCCUGUUCAUACAGAUUAGACGACACAGCGAGGAAGCUGAUCGCUGACCUGGGGAGUUCCUCUGUGCAGUCUCUGGGCUUCAGGGACAGUUGGGGGUUUGUCGGAGCGAAAGGAGCAGUGAAGAAGAGCAACUUUGAGAAGGUAUCUAUCAGCUGUUUAUGCUUCUGCAUCAAAUCGAUCCAAAACAUCCAAACUUCAGUUUGUUCAGUUGAACCCUUUCAGUUCAGACGUUGGUGAAGCGGAGAACAAAGUCAAGUCAUCGGUGUAUAAAACCGCACUUGUGUUCAGAAUAAACUGUGGUCAAUCGUGAAAAUAAUUAGAGGAGAAGAGGCCCUAAAUACCUCCCCUGGGUAACACCACAAGAACUCUGUCUGCUGCUGUCAUAAAAACAAACACUCCUCAUAGGAACUCUCCGUCCAGGUGACAUUUGGACACUCUCAGUGUGUCUCUCACCAAAUCCACAAGUGUUAUCAUCCAAUGAAAUCUCAGACAUGAGCGUGAUCGGACAGAGACAGAUGUGGUUCAACAUUUUCAAGGUUUCUUCUUUUCUUCAUGAGGACUGGUCUGCCAAGAGAGUCCUUCUGAUGAUUCUGUUUGUAGAUUUAAGUUUUUAACACCCACUCUUUCUGAUCGUGGUCAAGAUUUUUUUGUUUGGACUGAUUUAGUAUCAUCUCUCUCUCUCUCCCUCCCUCUCUCUCUUUCUCUCUACCCCCCUCUCUCUCCUUCAGCACUUGAAGAACGACGGAAAUACUAAUAUGUACGACAGCUGGCCGGAGGUCAUCAGUUUGGAAGGAUGCCUCCCAAAGUUUCUGGAGGGACCUGCUGGUUCAUCCUAAAGGACUAUUUCACAUUUUUAUCAAACAUCAGGAACAUGAAACAGGGUGAGGGUCAUCAUGAAACAGGGUGAGGGUCAUCAUGAAGCUGGGUGAGGGUCAUCAUGAAGCUGGGUGAGGGUCAUCAUGAAACAGGGUGAGGGUCAUCAUGAAGCUGGGUGAGGGUCAUCAUGAAACAGGGUGAGGGUCAUCAUGAAGCUGGGUGAGGGUCAUCAUGAAGCUGGAUGAGGGUCAUCAUGAAACAGGGUGAGGGUCAACAUGAAGCUGGGUGAGGGUCAUCAUGAAACAGGGUGAGGGUCAUCAUGAAGCUGGGUGGGGGUCAUCAUGAAGCUGGGUGAGGGUCAUCAUGAAACAGGGUGAGGGUCAUCAUGAAGCUGGGUGAGGGUCAUCAUGAAGCUGGGUGAGGGUCAACAUGAAGCUUGGUGAGGGUCAUCAUGAAGCUGGGUGAGGGUCAACAUGAAGCUGGGUGAGGGUCAUCAUGAAGCUGGAUGAGGGUCAUCAUGAAACAGGGUGAGGGUCAUCAUGAAGCUGGGUGACGGUCAUCAUGAAGCUGGGUGAGGGUCAUCAUGAAGCUGGGUGAGGGUCAUCAUGAAGCUGGGUGAGGGUCAUCAUGAAGCUGGAUGAGGGUCAUCAUGAAGCUGGAUGAGGGUCAUCAUGAAGCUGGAUGAGGGUCAUCAUGAAGCUGGAUGAGGGUCAUCAUGAAGCUGGAUGAGGGUCAUCAUGACGCUGGGACCAGACAGUGUUUGUAGUGGGUAACUCCAGAGAAAUCUCCCUGUCCUUCUGUUCCUCAGGUGAAGGUUGAUGCAGCCUGGAAACUGAAGCUUCUGUUACUGUAGUUGGGAUAAAAAGAAAAGACUGUGAGAAUGUCUCAGCGCGCUUUCCUCUUUUUAAUCUAGAGGUCAUUUUUUUCAGGUUGAGGGAUGAUUUCAUCCUGCGGGACAGCUUUGGAUCCUUGACCGCAGUCUAAGAAGGACUCUGCUGGAAAACAUGAGAGUCAAAGGAUCAAACUUUUCUGCAGGAGAUGAGAAACACACAUUUCUUUGAGGCAAUAUUAGGACUAGAUGUUGGGGGCUGUCUCUAAACCAUCUAUUAGGAAUUAAAGGUGUAUUCAACAGUUUAUUUUACUUGAAUAAAGAUUAAAGGUGGCUGCUGUAAUUCUCUCUCAAAGUCAAAGAAAUGCUUUAACGUGUGAACAUGCCCACUCUCAGGUGAUUCAGUCACACAGCAUGCAGGUAAAGGGAGAUGAUGAUACUCUCUUCAAUCGUGUAUUUACUCAUUGUUAUGG
Molecule: messenger RNA, 13343 nt
Organism: Xyrichtys novacula (pearly razorfish)
Lineage: Eukaryota; Metazoa; Chordata; Actinopteri; Labriformes; Labridae
Source: the annotation of a GenBank genome assembly